CUUGUCGUGACUUCCACAAGAUGUCUCUGGCGUUUGACGAGAAUGGACGGCCUGUGCUUAUCCUCCGCGAGCAGGAGAAGAAGGCGCGGCUUCGCGGGAUUGAGGCGCACAAGGCGCACAUCCUUGCGGCGAAGACUGUGGCGUCGACGCUCCGGUCGUCGCUGGGCCCCAAGGGACUGGACAAGAUCAUUGUCGACGGUGACGGCGGUGUGACUGUGACGAACGACGGCGCGACGAUUCUCCAGGAGAUGCAGGUGGAGAACGAGAUUGCCAAGCUCCUUGUGCAGCUGUCCAAGGCGCAGGACGAUGAGAUCGGCGACGGGACGACCGGUGUGGUGGUCCUUGCCGGCGCGCUCCUCCAGCAGGCUGAGCUCCUGCUCGAUCGCGGGCUGCACCCGAUCCGGAUUGCGGACGGGUUCGAGACGGCGUGCGACAUUGCGGUGGAGCACCUCAAGACGCAGGCGGACACGUUCGAGUUCACGGCGGAGGACCCGGAGCAGCUUGUCAAGACGUGCAUGACCUCGCUCGGCUCGAAGAUUGUCAACCGCGACCUGCGGCACCUUGCCGAGGUGUGCGUGGACGCUGUGCUGUCUGUGGCGGACCUCGAGCGGCGCGACGUCGACUUUGAGCUCAUCAAGGUGGUGGGCAAGGAGGGUGGCGCGAUGGAGGACACGCAGCUGAUCAAGGGCGUGAUCAUCGACAAGCAGUUCUCGCACCCGCAGAUGGACAAGGAGCUUAAGGAUGUCAAGAUUGCGAUUCUGACGUGCCCGUUCGAGCCGCCUAAGCCCAAGACCAAGCACAAGCUCAACGUCAAGUCGAAGGAGGAGUUUGAGAAGCUGUACAAGCAGGAGCAGGCAUACUUUACCGAGAUGGUGGCGCAGGUCAAGGCGUCGGGCGCGACGCUUGCGUGCUCGCAGUGGGGCUUUGACGACGAGGCCAACCACCUCCUCCUGCAGAACGACCUGCCGGCCAUCCGGUGGAUCGGCGGAGUGGAGAUGGAGCUCAUUGCCAUCGCCACCAACGGGAACAUUGUGCCGCGCUUCUCGGACCUGACGCCCGAGAAGCUCGGGACUGCGGGCACCGUCCGCGAGCUCUCGUUCGGUACGACCAAGGACAAGAUGAUUGUGUUUGAGGACUGCCCGAACCAGAAGGCCGUCACCAUCUUUGUCCGUGGCGGCAACCAGAUGAUUGUCAAGGAGACCGAGCGGUCGAUCCACGACGCGCUCUGCGUGGCACGCAACCUCGUCCGCGAGUCCACCAUCAUCUACGGUGGCGGCGCCGCCGAGAUCACUUGCUCGCUCGCGGUUUCGGACGCGGCCGACAAGCACUCGAACGUCGAGCAGUACGCCAUCCGCGCCUUUGCCAACGCGCUCGAUGACAUCCCCAUGGCUCUCGCCGCCAACUCGGGCCUCGACCCGGUCGGCACCCUCGCCGCCGUCAAGGCUGCCCAGGUCGAGACCGGUAACUCGUUCCUCGGCGUCGACUGCGCCCUCAAGGGCACCAACGACAUGAAGGCCCAGGGCGUCUUUGACCCGCUCUCGUCCAAGGUCCAGCAGUUCCGCCUCGCCACCCAGAUGGUCAAGAUGAUUCUCAAGCUGGACGACGUCAUCGUCUCGGGCGCCUACCAGUAGUCGGACUGCGCCGUGGUUCUUCCUCUCUCUCUCCCCCCCUCCCCCUCUCUUCUGUCUUCCUCCGGGACGUCAACAGCACUUACCAGCAAACGAUGUGAUGAACUUGG
Messenger RNA from Thecamonas trahens ATCC 50062, 1738 nucleotides. Its product is annotated as T-complex protein 1 subunit epsilon. Gene Ontology annotation, molecular function: ATP binding; ATP-dependent protein folding chaperone; ATP hydrolysis activity. NCBI's taxonomy places the organism in Eukaryota, Apusomonadida, Apusomonadidae. Gene Ontology annotation, cellular component: chaperonin-containing T-complex. The record is from RefSeq and is a predicted model, not a curated record. The transcript has 2 exons. The coding region runs from base 21 to 1631 and encodes 536 amino acids. Gene Ontology annotation, biological process: protein folding.